ACAUUACUUCUCCAUGGGAAUCAUGUGACAGCUCCAGGGUUGUUAUAAAGAGAUCGCACAGUAUGUGUGUGGCAGCACUUGGCAUGCAUUCACCCACAUGUCUGACAGUGUCACUGGCAGCCUUUAUCCCCACUCACUGCACUUCUUCCUCAUUCUGUGUAAGAUGCUUUUUCCCAGCCAAGUUUGCUGGUGGCUGUUAUUGUUGUUCUGGUCGUGUGUUGGAGUCCCCCUUUCUCGGUCUUCCCUCCUCUCUCACUCCCUCCCUCCGUUUCCUCUCCUCCGCUGCGUUCUACUCUAUAUGUGGCUCUCAGGCAGCUCUGCUCCAAAUGUUUUCCAUAUUAGUUCAGAGCCCUCUCUGAUUCCAAAUAGCAGGGCUUUGCUCAGAGAAGAGCCACUAGCAGGGCAGGGAGGGGAGGAGAAGGGGAAAGAAGGGAAGGGCAGGGCAGAGGGGGUGGCAGGCAGCACAGUGGAAGGGCAGUCAGGCGAAAGAGAGCAGAAGAAAACGCGAGAAGAGGAAGGAGAGGACAAGCAAAAACAGAGAAAAGCCCCCAGUUGACCUUUUAGAGGAAGAGUAAGUCCAGGGGUGGAGGUCAGGAGGAAGUAUGGGGUCAGAGAAGAGUCCAGCAGGGUCCGGUGGAGGAGAGAGGCAGGCCAGGCCGGAGGACGGCCAUACGUGCUGCGGUUGCCGCUUCCCACUGCUCAUCGCCCUGCUGCAGCUGCUGCUGGGCAUCUCCACGGCCGUCGUGGCCUUCCUCAUGGCCACCAUCAGCCCCUCUCUGCUGGCCAGGGAGACGCCUCACUGGGCCGGCAUCAUCAUGUGUGUGGUGUCUAUAGUGGGAUUUGUCCUUGACUGUAUCACUUACCUGCCUGAUGAGAGAACCUCCAUGCAGUUCAUCAUAAAGCUUCUCUACUUCCUCCUGUGUUCAGUGGGGGUGGUCAUCUCUAUCCUGGUCAUCGCCUUCCAGGGCCACCACUACUCCCUGACCAACGGCUUCACGUGCAAGGAGAUGGGUGAGAACUGUGUGUGCACACUGGAGCCUGAAGACCCCAUCGCCCGCACCUUCACCUACACCGAGGUGAGCAACUGCUUGGCUGUCAUGAGCACGCUCAUGCUGUACUACCUGCUGCAGAUGGUGCUGAACCUGGCCCAGGCCAUCGUCUGCAUGCUGGGGGCCUUCAUCAUGUGGAAGCACCGCUACCAGAUGUUCUUCGUGGGGCUGCAGAUGGGGUCCCCCACCAGCCAGCACUGGCAGAAGGUUUAGGGGCAGGACCGAGGGCCAAGAACUGGGAGAAGGAAUGAGAAGAAGAAGAGGAAGAAAAUUCUCCUGGGGAGGAAAUGUGUGGAGUGGGUGAGGGUGUGUUGAGGGAAAGGUCAGAACUUGCCCUUUCUGAGCAAUGUGUGUGUGUGUGCCUGAUGUGUACUGUAAAUGUGCGUGUGUGGUGGUGGUGGUGGUGGGAGGGUAUACCUACAAGCAUCUUGCUUAGAGUGCUAUUGGCACACUGUACUGUUGUGGCAAAUGAUACAGUCCCUUUUUAGAGCUGUUGUAUUUUUCUACACUGGCUUCUGGACAUUUCCACUAAUGUAAAUCUGUUCUUGCCUUUGCCAGUGCAUUUUAGUGCCAAGGAGGAUAUUUUUAUCUAUUGAACUGAAUUUGAGAUGCUAUAAGAGAGCAUUAAUUCUGAGAGAGUUAUGUAUUUGCUCUACUGUAGUAUCUGUUUGCAUUGGAUUUUUAUUAUACUGAUGGCCUUAAGAGUUAGCACAGUCAAAUGACAAAUCACCACUGUUAACCUCUCAGCGAAAAGCACUGCUAAGAAUUUUAUACCUAACAUUUGAAUCAGUUCACUUUUUCUAAAGAUAUGUUAAAUAACACUGUAACCAGGUUGAUUGAGUCUCCAUAUUAUUGUGUGUAACCUAGAGAAGAUAAAAGCAUUUCCAACUCGUAGCACA
Molecule: messenger RNA, 1948 nt
Organism: Colossoma macropomum (tambaqui)
Lineage: Eukaryota; Metazoa; Chordata; Actinopteri; Characiformes; Serrasalmidae
Gene: sspn
Product: sarcospan (Kras oncogene-associated gene)
Exons: 3
Coding region: 603-1262 (219 amino acids)
Cellular component (GO): sarcolemma; dystrophin-associated glycoprotein complex
Source: RefSeq, a predicted model, not a curated record